AUGACGACCAGGUGGCUGGCGUCGGUCUCUGGGGGAUACCAACCCAGUGGAGGCGGGCGAGCGGCGUGUUCCGAUGUUCUGCCGCCACUGCAGGUGUCAUACACCUCUUGGGGGGUGGCCAACUUCAUCUUGGGUCUCUUUGAGAAUGGUUUCUUCGAAGUCUCCGAGCUGAUUUGCUGCCUGAUUUUCCUGAGACGCUUUCGCGAGAAGACUGGCCUCCGAAUGGACCCUGCUUGCUGGAGGCCUCUCUUUGUGGCUGCAUUGUUGGUCACUGACAAAUACCUCAUAGACAGCUCGGUGAAAGGGAGCUCGAUGUCGGAACAAUCCAUGUUCCCAGUGUUGACACCAUCGCAGGUCUUUGCUUUGGAGUUGACGUUUUGGAAGAAGUUGGACUUUGGCCGUCUGUGGCUGACCCGGCGAGAUUUCAAGGCCUUCUGCCAGGAGUUGGAGCUGCAUGUGCCGGAGAGUAUGGACUUGGCGAGAUUCGUUGGGAUGCCAACGGUGGCAGACGCCAUUUUCUGUGGCCAUUUAUGA
Cladocopium goreaui is the source of this 534-nucleotide messenger RNA. The record is from the annotation of a GenBank genome assembly. NCBI's taxonomy places the organism in Eukaryota, Dinophyceae, Suessiales, Symbiodiniaceae.